GCGGACCCAAAAACUGCGCUUAUUGCGCUCAAUCCCCUACACACUCGGUCUAGUGAACUGUCGCAUUUGCUUAUGUUCAGACGUUCGUCCUCAGUGCAGGUCAACAGCUGUUGAAGUCAUGUCUGCCUUUCUGCAUCGCUGUCCAUUCCUAAAGUCCUCUCCGGGUCCGGCGCUGAGACAUAUGGGGGGAUUUCUGGGUAUGGCUGACCGGUGCCCCGUCAUUGUCCGCCGGAUCACCGUACAGUCCACUCAGAGUCCGGAUGAAAAAGUCCUGUCACCACAUAAGGAAACCAAACGCUCCUUGGCUACAUCUGCUGCUCAGGUUGCUGUGUCCAUGACCAAGGCUUGCCCCUUUGUCUCCUCUAAGAUUGGACUAGUUAAAGCCAGCCCUCAGGUUCAGGAGGAUGUCCACUCAGCGCUGCCUCCUAUUUCAGAGGAGGAAGUGACUUCAGGAGCGCUCAGCUCUGUGUUUAGUGGCUUACAGGGCCUUCAGUCAUCUUUCCCAUCCCACCUUCUCAAGGACAACAUUGUUGGAUCCAGUUUUGACUAUGAUGACUUCUUCACUCAGAAGAUUAUUGAGAAGAGGAAUGACCACACCUACCGUGUCUUUAAGACGGUGAAUCGGUUUGCAGAUGUUUAUCCCUUUGCUGAAGAUUACUCUGUUCCAGGACGCUUUGGCUCACAGGUGUCUGUUUGGUGCAGCAACGACUACUUGGGCAUGAGUCGCCAUCCACGUGUCAUUAAAGCAAUAUGCGACAUUUUGGAAAAACAUGGUGCAGGAGCAGGUGGCACUAGGAAUAUCUCUGGGACAAGUUACUACCAUGUGGCUCUUGAGAAAGAACUGGCUCUUCUUCACCAAAAAGACGCAGCCCUUGUCUUCUCCUCAUGCUUUGUGGCCAAUGAUUCCACCCUCUUCACUCUGGCAAAAAUGCUUCCAGGCUGUGAGAUCUAUUCAGACAUGGGGAACCAUGCCUCUAUGAUUCAGGGCAUCAGGAACAGUGGAGCCAAGCGUUUCAUCUUCCGUCACAAUGAUGCAAGACAUCUAGAAGAGCUGCUCAGUCGUUCUGAUCCAAGGACACCUAAGAUCGUGGCAUUUGAGACAGUGCACUCCAUGGAUGGGGCUAUCUGCCCCCUGGAGGAGCUGUGUGAUGUUGCACACAAAUAUGGUGCUCUCACCUUUGUCGAUGAGGUUCAUGCAGUAGGCUUGUAUGGACAACAUGGAGCAGGGGUUGGUGAGAGAGAUGGCAUCAUGCACAAGAUUGAUAUUGUCUCUGGUACACUGGGUAAGGCAUUUGGCUGUGUAGGGGGCUACAUAGCCAGCACUGCUGCGCUGGUGGACACAGUGCGAUCCUAUGCAGCAGGCUUCAUCUUCACCACCUCACUGCCUCCCAUGGUGCUUGCUGGAGCUCUGGAGUCUGUACGGGUUCUGAUGAGCUCAGAGGGUCAGGCUCUGCGCCGAGCUCACCAGAGGAAUGUCAAACACAUGAGGCAGCUUUUGUUGGAUGCUGGUCUGCCUGUCAUCAAUUGCCCAAGCCACAUUAUCCCCAUACGGGUUGGAAAUGCAGAGAAAAACUCCAAGGUGUGUGACAUUCUGCUGGAGAGACACAGCAUCUAUGUACAGGCGAUAAACUACCCGACUGUGCCACGCGGAGAAGAGUUGCUGCGUUUGGCACCAUCCCCUUUCCACAACCCGAUCAUGAUGGACUAUUUUGUGGAGAAAUUGGUGGAUGUAUGGCAGGAAGUUGGACUGCCUCUCAAUGCCCCUGCGACAGCCUCCUGCACUUUCUGUGACCGCCCCCUCUACUUUGAUCUCAUGAGCGAGUGGGAGAAAAGUUACUUUGGCAACAUGGAACCAAGAUAUAUUACAGUUGCAGCACAGUAAGAAAAAUGAAAGAGAAGAGAGAUGGAAAGCAACAUUCAAUAUAACCAGCAACAUAUAACAUCAUUAAUAAAGAAAAAAAUCAUAACUGCUGAGAUAUCUCCUUUUACACUAUCAUACAUAGUGUAAAACUGCCUUCUGCAGUUACAUCAUUAGUACUGGCUUUGGUGCUUUUGGAUUAUAUACCGAAUUAUGGAAUAUUAUUUCUGUGUCCCCUCUGCAUAUUACAAAACCUGCACAUGGGCACUUUUAAUGGAAACUAUUAAAACAUAUUGAAAUACUUAAUUUUUUAAUUAUUUUAUAUAAUAUUUUUAUUCACAUUCCUUGCAUCAGUUACAGUUCAUGCAUAGUCCUGUACUAAAUCUCUCUGUAUAAAGCCACAUCUAAGUCUCUUAUGCAUUAGACUUGAAUUUGAAUGUAAUAGCUGUAGCUCAAAGGGCAGGGUUGGGAGUCGUACCUUUUCUUACAACUCACAUGAAAUCAAAUGAAAUCCAACCACAUCACCUUAAUCAAAUUUUAAUUAAAUUUGUACAAGGUUCUCAUGAGAUCAGAUUGGUGCAUUUCAAUUGGAAUUUACCAUUUAACUGCACUGCACAUUAACAACAGACACUAGUUUGUUUGCUAACCAGCUAAUCAUUAUUUUCUCAAAUUUUCCAAAUGACAUGUAUAUUCCAAUGUACUUUGUUAGAUGUCUAAAAACUAGCUCAAUUUGGAUAUCAGCAACAUACAUUCACUGAUUCACUCUUGGAUUGUAGGCUGCAGAGUCCUUUUAAACAGCAGAACCUUUGUAAUAGCUGAGAAAUAUAGUCCACCUUAGCUACAACUUAAACACUGUGAUGCACCUGUUAUCACAUUAACUUUACUAAUUUGGUACUGCAUUUAGGCAGGAGUGUGCAUAAUGACCUCAGGAAUAUACAGCAUCAAUCUACUUUGCUUCUUCAGAUAAUGUUUUAUGAGAAAUAAGGCCAAUGUUUUAUGAGAAAUAAAGUAUAACAACUAUAA
Molecule: messenger RNA, 2881 nt
Organism: Ictalurus punctatus (channel catfish)
Lineage: Eukaryota; Metazoa; Chordata; Actinopteri; Siluriformes; Ictaluridae
Gene: alas2
Product: aminolevulinate, delta-, synthase 2
Exons: 11
Coding region: 119-1882 (587 amino acids)
Biological process (GO): heme biosynthetic process; erythrocyte development; hemoglobin biosynthetic process
Cellular component (GO): mitochondrial matrix; mitochondrion
Molecular function (GO): 5-aminolevulinate synthase activity; pyridoxal phosphate binding
Source: RefSeq, a predicted model, not a curated record